Molecule: messenger RNA, 1558 nt
Organism: Melanotaenia boesemani (Boeseman's rainbowfish)
Lineage: Eukaryota; Metazoa; Chordata; Actinopteri; Atheriniformes; Melanotaeniidae
Gene: klhdc3l
Product: leucine-zipper-like transcriptional regulator 1 homolog
Exons: 8
Coding region: 134-1414 (426 amino acids)
Cellular component (GO): Golgi apparatus
Molecular function (GO): protein binding
Source: RefSeq, a predicted model, not a curated record
CGAGGCAGCAUUGAACGCAGCAUAUGACCGUUCUGCUCGCGGACCGAGCGGUUCAGAGAAACAACAACCGGAGGCGCUCAGAAGAAACCGCUUCUUUAAGAGGAUGAUCCAGUGAGAUUGAUGGAUUCCAGCAAUGAGUCAGAGUAAUCCCUGUCUGUGGCUGCAGCUCCCUCAGAGCAGCCAGUCUCCAUGUGACCGCUACAAACACGCCUGCUGCAGCUACAAUGGAUCUGUCUACAUCCUGGGAGGCAGAGAAACCAGCAGCCUGAGGGACUUCUGGAAGUACAGCGUAGUGCACAACGAAUGGACAGAGUUGAGCUGCACUGGUGAAGCUGCACCGGAGGAACUGGAGGAACACUCAAUGGUGGCGCAUGAGGGCUUCCUCUAUGUGUUUGGAGGGAUGUUGGAUUCGCCGUACACCAGAUGUAGAUGUGCCCUCUGGGUAUUUGACGUUGUAAAGCAGAAGUGGGUGUGUUUCCAAGGAAAGGCGAGCUCCCCUCAGAACCCAACCAACAGAAAAGGACACAGUGCUGUGGUGGUGGGCUCUGCCAUGCUCAUGUACGGCGGGAUUGUAGAUAUUAAAGGAUCCUCGCAAGACUUUUGGAGUCUGAAUUUUGAUACGAAGGCUUGGUCUCUUCUCAGUGGCUCGUUGGGCCCCGGGCCCCGGCACAGCCACUCAGCCGUGGCCUACCAGAGCUGCAUGUAUAUCUUCGGGGGUUUGAAAGGUUUGCAGGAGCAGAGAGACUUCUGGAAGUGGAGCUCCAUCAACCACACAUGGACUAAACUUAAAAACAAGUCCGGACCCCCCCGACUGGUGGGCCACUCCGCUGUGACCUACAAAGAAAGCAUGCUUCUCUUCGGAGGUGGUGAAAGCCAGAACUCUCUCAGCAGCUGCUUGUGGAGGUACAGCUUCUCCACGCAGACCUGGGCCCAAAUGGCCACGCUGUCGGACUCCAAUCCCCCAGACAAGAUCCACCACUGCUGCGCCGGGUUGGGUGUCAGUUACCAGUCCAGCACCAGCAGUCACCCCCCCAGCUCUGCGCUCCAACCCAAGCUGCUGGAGGCCAAACUCAGGCCCUUUAAGAACCGGUGCUUCCCUGCACCGCUCACCUAUCUGGGGUCAGAGGUCACCAUCGAACUGGAGACGUUAAGUCCUGGGAAGUGUUUUGAAAAUGGAAGCCGUUCUUUUGGGGUGAAGAGCAGCACCGAGCCCCAGCUGAUCAGAAGCUGCUUGACCUUUGAGAACCGGGCUUUCAGGAAGCAGUGGAGCUGCACAGAGGAGGAGCUGCUGGAGGAGGAGGAAGAGGAGGACAUCACCCAGCAUCUCCCUGAUCUGCUGCUGGUGCUGGGAGGACGGCCGUACGCCCAACACAGUCCCAUCUCCGUGUGGCAGAUGACUCUGACGGACUCCUGACGUUCCCUCUCCAUGACAGCAAGUUAAAGACUGACGCCCUGUUAAUAAGUCCACAUGUUAAAAUUACUUUUAUAAGUAAGCAAGUUUUGUUGUUGUAAAUUUAUUAAGCACUCGUGUUUUUCACAGUAAACAGAUCAUAUUUGA